AUAAGCACGACACAUUUUCGGUUCGUCAAUAGUCGGUUACACUAGCCGCGGGUCGGUUGUGUUAUAUUUUUGCUGUUCAAGUGGAAAGCAAACGGCAGACAAAACGGCAUUUCUACAGCAGCGUCGCCUUUUUAGCAGCGGCGGCGUUUUGGGCAGCGGCAGCUCAGCCAUGAAGCAACAUCAGCCGCCGCCGCUGCCGCAGUCGCAGCCGCCGUCGCUGUCAGGAGGAGGAGGAGCAGCAGCAGCAGCAGGAGUAGGAGCAGGAGCAGCAGCGGCAGCCGAGGUCAACGCCGUGGCAAAUGCGAUCAGCCUUGCAGAGACAGCGAAGAGCCGCCCGCCUCUCUAUCCGAAACCAAAGACGCCGUCAUUUGAUAAGGAUCGGGACUACAUUGGCUUUGCCACGCUGCCGGAGCAGGUGCAUCGGAAGUCGGUGAAGCGCGGCUUCGAGUUCACGCUGAUGGUUGUGGGUGAAUCGGGCCUGGGCAAGUCCACGCUCAUCAACAGCCUCUUUCUGGGCGAUCUGUACAAGAAUCGCACGGUGCCCAAUGUGGAGGAGCGCAUCGAGAAGACGACACGGAUCGAGAAGAAGACCAUGGACAUCGAGGAGCGGGGCGUGCGCCUGCGCCUCACCGUGGUGGAUACGCCCGGGUUCGGGGAUGCGAUCAACUGCGAGGAUAGCUGGCGCGUCUGUACCCAGUACAUUGACGAACAGUUCCGGCAGUAUUUCACCGACGAGAGCGGCCUGAAUCGACGCAACAUACAGGACAAUCGUGUGCAUUGCUGCUUGUACUUUGUGCCGCCCUGGGGACACAGCCUGCGGCAGAUGGAUUUGGAUUUGAUCAGGCGACUGCAUCGAAAGGUGAACAUUGUCUUGGUCAUUGGCAAGGCGGAUUGCCUGAACAAGACGGAGGUGCGCAACCUGAAGGAGCGCAUCCUGCAGGAUCUCGAGGACAAUCACAUACAGCUGUAUCAGUUUCCCGAGUGCGAUUCCGACGAGGACGACGACUUCAAGCAGCAGGACCGUGAGCUCAAGGCAUCCAUACCGUUUGCCGUUGUCGGCAGCAACACCAUCUUGGAGGUGGCUGGCAAGAAGGUGCGCGGCCGCCAGUAUCCGUGGGGCGUGGUCAAUGUGGAGGAUGCGGAGCAUAGCGACUUUAUAAAGCUGCGCACCUUCCUCAUAUCGACGCACAUGCAGGACCUCAAGGACACCACACAGGAUGUGCACUACGAGAACUUUCGGGCGCAGUGCAUCUCACAGAUAUCGCAGCAUGCGCUGCGUGAGCGCGGCAAAUUGAAGCGCGACUCGAUCAGCUCAACGAACGGGUUCGAUGCGGCCAUCUCGGAAACGGAUCGCCUGCUGCUGCAGAAGGACGAGGAGAUCCGACGCAUGCAGGACAUGCUCACGCAAAUGCAGGAGAAGCUCAAGCAGACGCAUCUCAUGGAGAUGAAGAAGAACGACAGCGUCAUCGAUGUCUAAACUUCGCGUGUUCAAUUUUGCAUCUUUCAUAUAUGUAUACAUAUGCAUAUGUAUAUAUAAUACUUAUAUAGACUUUCCCUCUAUACAGAAGCAUACACAUACCCACACACACACACACACACAUACAUUUGCACACAUACGUGGGCAGCCAACCACCAAAAAUUUACGUCUUUAAGGUAGCAGCAGAGUUUCCAGUUAACCAAAUUUCGUUAAGACAACUUCAAA
This is a messenger RNA of Drosophila arizonae, 1702 nucleotides long. It is a transcript of the gene Septin4, whose product is annotated as septin 4. Gene Ontology annotation, molecular function: GTP binding. NCBI's taxonomy places the organism in Eukaryota, Metazoa, Arthropoda, Insecta, Diptera, Drosophilidae. The record is from RefSeq and is a predicted model, not a curated record.